Exophiala xenobiotica is the source of this 717-nucleotide messenger RNA. RefSeq lists its product as uncharacterized. The transcript has a single exon. The coding region runs from base 1 to 717 and encodes 238 amino acids. The record is from RefSeq and is a predicted model, not a curated record. Lineage: Eukaryota; Fungi; Ascomycota; Eurotiomycetes; Chaetothyriales; Herpotrichiellaceae.
AUGGCACCUGUACCAUUGAUUGAUGGGCUUCUCCACAGAACGACAGUGAUUCGAUCUUCACAACUGCUGCAUCACUUACAAAUUCGCGAUCUUCCUCCUCAAGCCUUCGUCGGCAGCAUCAUCGGCCUGGUGAUCCUGUCAUCGCUAGCCAUUGUCGGCUUCAUUCUCCUCUUGGCAAAGACUUGGACGUUGAUGGCCACAAGGCUCGGCCGGCGCUUGACCCCACCACCGCCGUCCCAGGCCACAAACAUGACCGAAAUCAACCCCAGCGACUGGGCCAGACAAAACAGCAACGUCCUGUGGUCAACGUACAUCGGCGAAGACGACCUCCGCGCCCAGUUUGCAGGACCCUCGCGAAUCUCAAGGCUGUUCUCCAUAGGAUCCCUGGCGAGCGACUACGGACGGUGUCCACUUGAUCGACGCGCCUCAAAUACCAAUGACAACGGCUCGCAUCGUGUCAUCGACGCGAAGAAGGUCAACGAGGGCGUCGAGGUUGGUGACGUGCGCAACCGAGUCACGUUCGAACAUGAGUCGUCGCCACCCAGGAAGCCUUCCAUCAUGCAGGCCAAAGCCAAGGCAAAGAAGCCUUACCACCUGCACAGGCAUACCAAGUCUCUCGAAGAGAUGGCGGGGUUCAGCAAGUCUCUGAAACUCAUGGCGGACCGCAAGAGGAGCAUGCCCGCACACUAUUACAAGAGACUAUCAGAGGAGGAGUAG